Messenger RNA from Syzygium oleosum, 3035 nucleotides. RefSeq names its product CDPK-related kinase 1-like. The record is from RefSeq and is a predicted model, not a curated record. Gene Ontology annotation, molecular function: calcium-dependent protein serine/threonine kinase activity; calcium/calmodulin-dependent protein kinase activity; calcium ion binding. Lineage: Eukaryota; Viridiplantae; Streptophyta; Magnoliopsida; Myrtales; Myrtaceae. The transcript has 11 exons. The coding region runs from base 821 to 2623 and encodes 600 amino acids. Gene Ontology annotation, cellular component: nucleus; cytoplasm. Gene Ontology annotation, biological process: protein autophosphorylation; peptidyl-serine phosphorylation; intracellular signal transduction.
UUUCUUGCACCACCAUUAACAAAAAAGCUUAGCAUAAAGCAGAAAAAAGGGGGACUUGGGGGUUCCUUCUUUUUCUUUUUCCUUGUAGACUCUGCCAGGCAUCUUUUUUUCCCCCCCACCUCUCUCUCUCGCCUUUUCCUCCUCUCUCUCUCUCUCUCUCCCUUGUGAUUCUUUCCUUUCUUCUUGCACAAGAUUUUCCCUUGGAGUUGUUUCUUGCUCUGCUGUUUUCACCUCUAUAACAAGCUUGAGUUUUUUUGCACCUGUUGAGUUCUUGUUAGUUCUUCCUCCCUGUCUGGGUUUACUUUUUUUUUUUUUGGGUUUAACAGAAAAGAAGAGUUGGGUUGCUUUCCCGAUCAGUCUGCUGAGAAUUUGCUGGCUUGUGGUGGGGGGGGAUUUUUCCCGGCAGAUGUUCUGCAAAAUCUAGCUCUUUCCGGGAAGAUCAGAGAUGAGAAGCUGCUUGUUUAGAAGAGCUUCAGUUCAUCCGCUAGAGCUCUUCUCUUCUGUCCUUCAAAUGGUUCAUAAGCCAAGAAUUUGUUGAUGCCGGUGUAAAAGAGAAAGGAGCCAAAUAAAGAAAAAGAAUUGGCAAUCUCAAAAAAGUUCCCUCCUUGAAACUCAAAAACCCACUGUAACACUCCCUCCCUUGGUCGUCAAUCUUGGGAAAUAGGAAAAAAAUUUUGAAGCUUCCCAAUCCAGUUGGAAGUGUCUCUUUCUUCUUUCUUGUUCCAUUAAAAUUCUUUCUUGAAACUCAAAGUGUUGAGAUCAGUCAUAGUUUCUCCACCUUGUUAGCGGCUCCGUUGGCUUCUUGCUUUUGCAAAGUUCCAUGGGACUCUGUCAUGGAAAACCCAUCGAAAUCCAGCAAGCUCAAUCCCAACUCGCUGCAAAUUCUCUUCAACACGACCCCUUCUCGGAUGAAGCUUCACAGAUUCAUCAAUCUGGUCUCUCAGGAGUGUCUGAGAACAAGCCCCUGAAGAUCCCCAAGACACCCAAGGCGUCAAAGUUCCCAUUCUACAGCCCAAGCCCUCUUCCAAGCCUCUUCAAGAACUCGCCUGCUGUUGGCAACCCGAGCAGCGUGAAUUCGACACCGCUUCGCAUCUUCAAGCGCCCGUUCCCGCCCCCUUCCCCGGCGAAGCACAUCAAGGCUUUUCUUGCCAAGAGGUAUGGUACCGUGAAGCCCAAUGAGGCCUCCAUCCCUGAAGGGGGUGAGUGUGAGAUUGGUUUGGACAAAAAUUUCGGGUUUUCGAAGCAGUUCGGGGCGCAGUAUGAGAUGGGUGAGGAGAUUGGGAGGGGCCAUUUUGGGUACACUUGCUCGGCCAAGGCCAAGAAGGGCAGCUUGAAGGGCCUUGAAGUUGCUGUCAAAGUCAUCCCGAAAUCAAAGAUGACUACUGCAAUUGCUAUAGAGGAUGUAAGAAGAGAGGUGAAGAUUUUGCGGGCGUUAACUGGACAUAAGAAUUUGAUCCAGUUUUAUGACGCCUAUGAAGAUGAAGACAACAUUUACAUUGUCAUGGAGUUAUGUCAAGGAGGUGAAUUAUUAGACAGAAUACUUUCAAGGGGUGGAAAAUACUCUGAAGAAGAUGCAAAGGCUAUUAUGGUUCAGGUAUUGAGUGCUGUAGCCUUCUGUCAUCUCCAAGGAGUUGUGCACCGUGAUCUAAAGCCAGAGAAUUUUCUUUUCACGACAAAAGAUGAGAACGCUCCUCUGAAGGCCAUUGACUUUGGACUUUCUGACUAUGUAAAGCCAGAUGAAAGGUUGAAUGAUAUUGUGGGAAGCGCGUAUUACGUAUCUCCUGAGGUUCUACAUAGAUCCUAUGGAACUGAAGCAGACAUGUGGAGUAUUGGUGUCAUUGCCUAUAUAUUACUCUGUGGUAGUCGACCCUUUUGGGCGCGGACUGAAUCUGGAAUAUUCCGGGCAGUUCUUAAGGCAGAUCCAAGUUUUGAUGAAAACCCAUGGCCUUCACUAUCCCCCGAGGCAAUUGAUUUUGUGAAGAGAUUGUUGAACAAGGAUUACAGAAAGAGACCAACCGCUGCCCAGGCUUUGUGUCAUCCUUGGCUGGCUUCUCACCAUGAAGUCAAGAUACCACUAGAUAUGAUUGUGUACAGGCUUGUAAGAGCCUAUAUAUGGUCAUCUUCUCUACGAAAAGAAGCUUUGUGUGCUCUCGCAAAGACAUUGACAGUGGCUCAGCUGGCUUACCUCAGGGAACAGUUUGCAAUAUUAGGGCCAAACAGAAACGGUUUUAUUUCCAUGCAGAACUUUAAGACAGCGGUGGCAAAGAACUCUACUGAUGCUAUGAAGCAAUCACGGAUACUUGAUUAUGCCCACGUGGUUAGUAGUAUUGAACAUGGAAAGUUCGAUUUCGAAGAAUUCUGUGCGGCUGCCAUAAGUGUCCAUCAGCUGGAGGGAACAGCCAGUUGGGAAGAACAUGCAAGGAAGGGUUUCGAGCUUUUCGAGAAAGAGGGGAACAGACCCAUAAUGAUAGAUGAACUAGCAUCAGAACUUGGGCUUAGCACUUCAGUGUCUAUCCAUGUAGUUCUCCAGGACUGGAUACGACCUUCAGAUGGGAAGCUAAGUUUCUUCGGAUUCAUCAGACUUCUUCACGGUGCUUCUUCUCGGACGAUUCAAAAGUUUUGACAUGAAGUCUGACUAGAAUUUCCCAAUCUUCUAAACUCUCCUCGAACGGAAAGAUCUCAAGGGGACCAAAUGCAUGCAGAUCGAUAGACGUAUCAUAAAAAGCCAUUGUCAUGAUGCUUAGAACAGGUGCAACAGGCUAACUCUGGUCGAAUGCGUCUAUUACGAACAAAGCAGAUGUUGGGCACGCCGUCUUUGCUGAGUAUGUCAUUACUUUUGUCUCUUUGUUUUUCCUUUUGGGCCUAAUCUCUUCGGUUGAGUUAUAUAGUUUUUCUUUUGGGGCCUUUUGUGCCUUUCCACAUGAUUGUUGCCUUUGAUCAGAGGGCUUGUACAGAUGAUGAUGAUGGUUGAUGGAUCCCCUGAAUGCAUGUAGGAUCAUCAAGCUGCUGAAUGCUUAUGAGUUUCGAGGGUGUCA